UCGGGCUUCCUGUGUAAACAAACAUGGCGGAGUGUGUAAGAAAUGUCGAUUGGAAAGAAGACAUGGAAUUAAAAGAGGAUCUGGAACAAUAUGUUCGCCGUAAUUAUCGCCAGCAUGAGACCUUAGACUUAAUGAAUGUUCAGUACCCUAUUUAUGCCUGGAGCAAAAGAACACUCUCGCGUCGUCUUAAAUUCUUUGGAAUUAAAUAUGUUGACUAUGACACUGGUGUAGACGAAGUCAAGAAUGCAGUUGAAGUUGAGAUGAAGGGGCCAGGAAAACUGCUUGGAUAUCGUGCAAUGCACAAGAAAAUAAGGGACGUACACGGCCUUAACGUACCUAGGAACUUAGUGUAUGAUGCCAUAGCGGAUGUCAACCCCGAAGGUCUUGAAUCCAGAGGUGGCGUUGGGAAACCAAAACGUCCCAAGAGAAAUAAAGCAUUUGUUACAAAUGGGGCUGUCAAUGUUCCCGCUUUGUAUCUAUGGCGGCCAAGAUACUUUCAGUGGGAAAAUCCAUUUUCUUUGAAUUUGGACGACGAAUAAUGACCCAAAGAUAAUUGGCAGAUUUUAUUUUGACUACCUGUUCCAGAGUAAAGUGUUACCAGACAGAAUAAGAAUAGACAAAGGGACUGAAACAGGAGUAAUGGCUACCAUUCACAGCUAUCUUAGAAGCAAACAAGGUGAUUUGGAAGAUGCAACAGAGAGUAUCAUUUAUGGUCAUUAAUUGAAAGAUGGUGGCGUGAAUUACUUGAACGAAUGGAAAAGUUUUUUAAAGGCCAGUUGUCAACCCUUGCCGAAGAUGGACGCUAUGAUCCAAGUGAUGAAACUGAUAGGCGAUACAUUAUUUACACUCUACUAAAAUUCAUUUUCAUGUAUCAAUGUAUCAAUGUAUCAUUGUAUUUAUGUUAAUACUCAUAAUAUUUGGUAAAAAUCUAGGACAUAGUACUUAGUACUCAUUACAUGCUAUAGAGUACAUGUACUUGACAUGUUAAAGAACAUCACCAGAGCAGAAACUGUGAGAACAAAAGGAAAAUUUAUUUGACUGCCAUUG
This is a messenger RNA of Actinia tenebrosa (Australian red waratah sea anemone), 1047 nucleotides long. RefSeq lists its product as uncharacterized. Lineage: Eukaryota; Metazoa; Cnidaria; Anthozoa; Actiniaria; Actiniidae. The record is from RefSeq and is a predicted model, not a curated record.